Molecule: messenger RNA, 4226 nt
Organism: Monomorium pharaonis (pharaoh ant)
Lineage: Eukaryota; Metazoa; Arthropoda; Insecta; Hymenoptera; Formicidae
Exons: 5
Coding region: 787-1968 (393 amino acids)
Source: RefSeq, a predicted model, not a curated record
GUUUUUCGUUUUUUGUUAUGUUGUUGGCAUCGCCAUUGUGUCGGAGGAAAACUAUUUUCAAGGAAAGGAAUGAAAGAAAUUUCUUCAAAUAAUAUCACUAAUUGUUUUCUACUUGAAAUCAGUUCAUCGAUCACUAUCAUAAAAACCAUUAAUCAGUGGGCCAUAAAAAUACUUGUUGUUAAGUUUUACAUCAAUUACAUUAAGCGUUAAAGCUUGCAUUUGUGUUUAUUAUAUCUGUUUACUAAUUUGUUAUAUAUUUAUUUGAAUUAACAUCACCCGUAAAAUCGUUAUUCAACUAAGAAAAUUAUUUUACAAACAAUAUUCUAAUCCUAGCUAUGAAAUAUUCGUAGCAUCGCGAUUCCUUCAACAAACUGGCCUACAUUUCAUGUAGGCCGAAUAAUUCGGUCAGAACUGAAACCUCAGGGCAGGCCAUAUGCUGAAAGACGACGUAUAAUUACGAGGGAUGCUCUUCACGGCAACUAGUAAGGGUGGGGACCCACGAAAACCCAGAGAGAGAGAGAGAGAGAGAAGAAAGAGAGAGAGAGAGAGACAGCGCGGUGGGGGACGCGCGGUUAUAUAAGGAGGUUCCCGAACCCUGAAGGACCGCAGUCGCAUCGAAAUUUCUCUCGUGUAGUCCACGCCCGUGGCCCUCGUGUCCUGCCGGCACAAUCUGUGAUCGAAUUUCUUAGACCACGACGAGAUAUCUCGGAGUUUUAAUCGGGAGGAAAUAAUAAUAGUAAUUUUGUGGUGAAAAAAAGUGUGGAAUAAGGUUCUUUGUUAUCGAAGAUGAGGAUGAAGAUCGCAUGGCUUCUGGCGCUGAUAUUCUGCGCGACCUUGGCCUCAGUGGCCGCCGGCCUGGAUCUCGGACCGAUCAUCAAGACCGCGCAAUGCCAAUCAACGUGCCUGCGACGUUACAUGGUCAACGGCAUCUGCUGGGCGAUAAAUAGAACCAAAUUAAGUGACUGUCAUAAGUGCUGGAAUACUUGUGAAGUCCUCAGUCUUUUGAAGAAUGAGCAACGGAACAAUACGUGCGAGCAGUAUAAUAUUCACCAAAAUUGCCAAGGUUGCCUAACUGCUUGCACAUUUCAUCAGACACGCAGGAUGGAAGAAGAGGAAUACGAAACAACUAAAUUACCAGCUCCAGAAGAAAACAGCACUGUUCACAUGAAUGACUAUGACGUUGCCGUAUUAAUGCGGAAAAAUGUACAAGGAAUAUGGGAAGAACAAAGUUAUCACUACGCACAGCAUCAGCCUGCAAUGGUACCGGGUAACUGGAUCAUCGUUGUCAUGGACGAUGGCGCGGUCAAGCACUACAGUUGGGAAAAGUGGAGGCCAAAACUGCAGUUUCUCAAAGCCGGUGGUCCUCUCUACCAGGCCUCUAUCACGUGGCAGGACUGGCAAACUCAAUUAAAAAAUCAACGCGAACAGAUUACCUCAAGAUACUUUAAGAACCUUCUUCGGAGUCGAGCUGAGAAGGAGGAACAAAAUAAUCCUUCCUUUGUCAUUACCUGGCAGAAGAAGACGGGAGACGGUAUUAUGGGCAACCAGGUAACGGAUAGCGAAUCAGCGCAGAUUUCCUUGUCAUGCGGUAAAUAUUUGGUCAGAGUAGCCACUGAUAGCGGCCCCGGUAGCUACCCGAUCGUUGUUGACACUGGAUUCUGUGAGAAUCACUGGAAAUCAUUGUGGGGUAUAUCCGAAUGCCUCGAAGAAGCACUCACAUUCCACAAAAAAAUGUUUCUGUUAAUACUCCCGGCGACGGUGCUUGUUUGGAUUAUAGUGUAUUCAAAAAAGUGUCAAAUAAGAAAUGGAAAAAAGAUCGAGGAAGGGUGUCCGGCGGACGCAGAGAAGGGGUUGAUGAAGGAGAGAAACCUGAUGCAGGAGAACGCAAGUGUUAACGUGAGUGUAAAAGCGCAAAACGCGAAUGCGAGCACGCCAAAUGCGAACGCAAAUGUGAUUCAAAAAAGUUAGGCACUUCUCUAGAUAACUCGAUAAAACUCUUUCUUCUUCUCGCUUAACUUUGUGAACUCAGGGACUUUACUUACGACUCUCGCGAGCAGAGUGUUUUCCAUUUUCAAUAGCGUGCAGAAAGAUGAAUUAGAUAUCUCAUGUUUCUUUGUCACCAAGGCAAACGAAUAUAUAAUCUCAACUUUUCUGACGCACACUAAUUAAAUUAGGUUAUGUUUAGCAAAAAUUUAAUGAUAAAAGAUUUUUUUUUAUUCAUUAUAUUACAGCAAUAGCCAAGAGAUAGAAUUUAUGAUUAACAUUCGGAAAUCUUAAAAUUACCUAUUUGUAGAAUAAAGUAUAAGUUGUAAAUUUCGUGAUUAAGCUGAAUCUAGUGUACAACUUUGCUUCCGCCGUUUUCCAAUAGAUGGCUGUAAGCGCUAAGUGGUGGUCGAAAUAAAUAGAUGGUAGACAUCAUACAAUAAGCUUAGGCAUUUGUAAACAUAACGCCAUCGAAAUAUUAGUCGAUUUGUGUCUCCAUCAUAAAGUUAUUUUCGAUUGAAAAUGUCAGCUUACGAGCCAAAUUCUCGUCAUUUGCGAGAGGUUUGAAUUUUGAAUAAAUUUGCGGCUGAGGCUCAUCGAAUGCUGUCAAAUACGUAUGGUAAGGCCGCUAUUAGUGAAAAAACGUGCCGAGAAUGGUUUCAACGCUUCAAGAACGGUGAUUUUGAUGUCGAAGAUCGGCAUGGCAGUGGAAGAGAGAAGGUUUUCGAAGAUGCAGAAUUGGAGGCAUUACUUGAUCAAGACUCGUGUCGAAAAUGCAAGAAGAAUUGGCAGGAUCAUUGGGAAUGACUUAACAAGCCAUUUCAAAAUGCCUGAAAGUUAUGGGGAUGAUUUAGAAGCGAGGAAAUUGGGUGCCGUACGAGUUGAAGCCGAGAGAUGUCGAACGGCGUUUGUUUGCUUGUGAACAGCUGCUCGCAAGGCAAAGGCGGAAGGGAUUUCUACAUCGUAUUGUGACUGAGGACGAAAAAUGGGUUCAUUACGAUAACCCGAAGCGCAGAAAAUCAUAAGGGCUUCCCGGCCAUGCUUCCACGUAGACGGCUAAGCCGAAUAUUCCCGGCUCCAAGAUCAUGCUCUGUAUUUGGUGGGACCAGCUCGGCGUAGUGUAUUAUGAGCUACUAAAACCGACUGAAACAAUCACAGGCGAUCGGUAUCGAAAGCAAUUGAUGCGUUGGAGACGAGCACUAAAAGACGAACGGCUGCAAUACAACGAUAGACACGAUAAAGUGAUUUUGCAGCAUGACAAUGCUCGACCCUAUGUCGCAAAGCCCAUCAAAACAUACUUGGAAACGUUGAAAUGGGAAGUCCUACCCCAUCCGCCAUAUUCUCCGGACAUUGCUCCCUCUGACUAUCACUUGUUUCGAUCAAUGACACACGGCCUAGCUGACCAGCACUUCCGUUCGUAUGAAAAAGUGAAAAAUUGGAUCGAUUCAUGGAUCAUUCUAAAGAUGACCAGUUUUCUCGACGUGGGAUUUGUAUGCUGCCAGGAAAAUGGGAGAAAGUAUCCAGGCCAGCGAUGGACAAUACUUUGAAUCGUAAAUGUAUAACCAGUUUUUUACAAUAAAGCCUCGAAUUUCGAAAAAAAAUUGGCGGAAGCAAAGUUGUACACCUAAUAAGAUGCAGUUAGUAGAACAAUAAUUUGCACGUACUGUCUUUUUUGAACAAUUUUACAUAAAAGAAAAAUAUCGCUACAAAAUUUGUUAGAAUGCAGAGUUGUUGUUGAUAUUACAUAUAUUUGUUAAAUUGAACCAUAGAGUGGUAAUUCUUUCUGUAGGCAAAAUUGUUAACAAAAGAGACAAUGUGCAAAUGCAUACGUUGCGAGAUGUGUCAAUCAUUUAUUGUAUACGCAUGCUAUUAAAUUAUUUAAUAGUAUUUUUGUAAAUAUUCUGCUACAUAAAUAUGUGUGACAAGAGACAAAAAAUGUCGAAAAGGCAAAUGUACAAAUGAGAACUUAAACAUUAUAAGGUAUACGAAUAGCGAAUAAAAAUAGGGACAUUAGUUAAAAUUUUACAAACUCUUGCAUAGAUUUCUUGAUGGAGUACAAUACAUAAACACGCUGUUCUAGCUCAAUAAAAUGCAACGAAUAGACUGAAUUUUAAGAGUUCCUAUCGCCGAAAAUGAUAAGCAGCGUCGAACUCCAAAUAUUUAUUUGUAAAUAACUGUAGUCCUGUAUAUAUUACUUGUAUUAUAUGAUUCGUAACAAAAUAAACACAUGUCAAGAUUAAAAA